Molecule: messenger RNA, 1104 nt
Organism: Lottia gigantea (owl limpet)
Lineage: Eukaryota; Metazoa; Mollusca; Gastropoda; Lottiidae
Exons: 11
Coding region: 1-1104 (367 amino acids)
Biological process (GO): interstrand cross-link repair; protein monoubiquitination
Cellular component (GO): Fanconi anaemia nuclear complex; nucleus
Molecular function (GO): ubiquitin protein ligase activity
Source: RefSeq, a predicted model, not a curated record
AUGUUAAAUUUUGAAGAAUUCCCUCUAUUAAUACCCCAAGAUGAUACAGGCAAAGUUUAUGAAGGGUAUUUAACCAUGAAGAAUGAAGAUUAUAAAAUAAAGAUUAAAAUCCAAGAUGGAGGUGAUCUCCGUCAUACAGUGGUGGAGACGGAAUGGAAAAUACAAGUUAUUAUAAAUCAAUAUUGGCCCAUACUAAAAAAGAGAUUAGCCCAGUGUAAUAAUUUAGGAAGUUUUCUGAAAGAUUUGGUUAAUAUUGUGGAAAAUGAACUGAAACAAGAAGAUUUGUAUUCUAACUGUAGUUUAAUUCACUAUUUAGUUCAACAAUUACAAACUAUAGGAUGGAAUAGACUAAAAUCUAUUGACACUAGUUUUGAGAAAGUGAUAUUAGUUAUAAAUGAUUAUAAAGAUAGACAACAUUUGUUAAAACUACACUUUAAUUCUCAGAAUUUAUCUGCCGAACCCAAAUGUCAGAGUGAUUUACCAAACAAAUUUCUAUAUCAUUGGAACAAACAGAAUGGUUUGAAAAGUUUAGUCCAUCAAUUCGAAGAAAGUUUAAAACAAUAUGAAGAGUUCUGGGAUGAAAUGGAAGAAAUUGAUAGCAAUACCUGGAUUUUAGACCCAGAACAACCUAGAUUUAAUUGUGCUUAUAGACGUAUUGUCAUUGGACCUAAUGUAUCAAUACAAAUCAAUGUGGAUGCUAAACAACCAAGAAAUUUUCCAGAGUGUAUUUUUUUAGGAGCAGAUCAACUCAUCAACCCUCUUAAAGAAAAACUGAAUGAAAAUUUACUACUAUGGGAUUUAAAUAAAAGUUUAUUAAGUAAUUUGGAAACAGUUUUGGACGUUACAUUUCCAUCACCCACCAAUUCGAAAAAAGAAGAUUUCAGUGUAGAAUGUGGUAUUUGUUAUGCAUAUAAACUAGAGUUGUCCACUCCUGAUAUUGUGUGUGACGACAAGCGAUGUUCCCAAGCUUUUCAUCAACAUUGUUUAUACGAGUGGCUAAGAUCUUUACCAUCCAGUAGACAAAGUUUUAAUACAAUAUAUGGUGAAUGUCCAUUCUGUAACAAGGUAAGAUCAAAUUUCAUGAAUUCCAGACAGUUGGUUUGA